Messenger RNA from Pocillopora verrucosa, 1098 nucleotides. Its product is annotated as trace amine-associated receptor 1-like. The record is from RefSeq and is a predicted model, not a curated record. Gene Ontology annotation, biological process: adenylate cyclase-activating adrenergic receptor signaling pathway. Lineage: Eukaryota; Metazoa; Cnidaria; Anthozoa; Scleractinia; Pocilloporidae. Gene Ontology annotation, molecular function: G protein-coupled receptor activity. Gene Ontology annotation, cellular component: plasma membrane.
AUGAAUGACACAUUAAUAAAGCAAAGCUCUACCGAGAGGGAAGACAACAUCAAGCUCGUUAAUCUACCUCAGAGCUGGACUAUUCUCAUUAUGACCAUUAUGUCCUUGGUUCUCGUUUUAACAAUCGUUGGAAAUGUUGCUGUUAUGAUUGUCCUUCGUUACUCAAGCGCUCUCAACUCCAUCGUUAACUCCUACUUUUUAGUGUCUCUGUCAAUUGCAGAUCUUCUUGUGGCCAUUCUUGUAAUGCCGUGCGCUUUGGACGCUGUAAACAGCGGUUGGUGGAGAUGUGGAAGAAUAUGGGGCAUUUGUAACGGGUUUGGAAACUUUCUUUUUUGCAUCUCAUCGAUCAUGCACCUAAUGAUGCUUUCGAUUGACCGAUACCUCGCAAUCGCUCGUCCACUGUUGUAUCCACUUGAAAUGACAAAGUCGCGCGCCAUUUGGUUGUGUUUUGUACUGUGGAUAUACUCUGCCGUUUGGGCUUUCUUGCCCUUAUUUGGGGUGAGCUCCUACGAGUGUUUCAUUAACUACAUUGGCACAUGUAAACCAGAGGACUGGUCCAAGUAUGGGUUAAACUUUGCUUUUGCAAUUUCCGUUGUUACAGGAACCUACGGACUAGCUUUAAUAACGAUGGUUUUUGUAUACUGGAAGAUUGCGCGGGUAAUCCGAAGUCAACUUCAACGUAUUGAGGUUGUUAGAAAUAACAACAAAAAGCAGACAGUUUAUAACAAAGAGGAUAAUACGACUGGGAAAUUUAAAAGAAGUAAAGGAGUGGUUACUUUAAUGAUAGUAACUUUAGUGUACCUCAUAUGCUGGUCACCAUUUUGUAUCUUGCUCUUCGUUGAGAUUGGAACUGGUCGAAAGGUCCAAGGACCGUAUGGCGCCGUAGCAAUGCUCGUUGGAUUUACGAACAGUUGCUGUAACCCUAUCAUCUAUUCCAUAAAAUACCGGAGAUUUAGGAGGGCUGUGUUAAGCAUGAUUGGCAAGACUGACUUCGUAUUGAAAUUUUCAGCUACUAAUAACGCUGGAAUGUCUUCCAUGGUUCAAGAGUAUACUGUCAAGAGAGUUCAAACCUUAGGAAGAAGAGAAUCAAGCGUUUAA